AGACUCUCGUCUUUCUUUAUCAUAAAAAACCAAACAACCCUUGUUGAAAACAAGAUUAGAAAAUGGUGUUAUUGCAAGUUCUUACAACCUUCACACCCACAAAUGUGGUAUCUCGUCCAAAAACCACACCAUUCCCCAUUGGCCGAGCAUACCUUACUAGUCCCCUUUCUCUUUGUCCCCCAUCAUCUUGUUUUAUUACUAACCCAAGUCCCGUCCUUUCGUCCACGCCUCGCCUUUUGUCAGUUUGUCCACGCUCAUCCUAUGCUAAUAACUUUUCAUGUGUUGAUCAAAUCACCGGGGUUUUAGAGAUGGAACUCAAAGUACGCGACUACGAGUUGGAUCAAUAUGGAGUUGUUAAUAAUGCUGUCUAUUCUAGUUAUUGUCAGCUUACAAAUCAUGAGCUUGGUAGAGUGAUUGGUCUAGAUGAUGAUGCGAUUCAGAAGAGUGGUGGUGCUACUUUGUCCAAAUUGUCUCUUACUUUUCUCUCACCUCUCAAGAGCGGGGACGAAUUUGUUGUGAAAUCCAUGGUUUCAGAGGUGUCAGCUGCUCGUUUGUUUUUCGACCAUUUUAUUUACAAGUUACCAAAUUAUGAGCCAAUCGUUGAAGCCAAGGCAGUAAUCGUUCUACUCGAUAAAAAUCACCGUCCUGUUCGUAUACCCGCACAAGUGAAAUCGAAUGCCAAACAAUUUAUGAGUAAUGAAAGUGCAACAAUGGAUCUUACAAAAUCAUUUGCAGCCAUUAAACGCAACAUUAAUUUUAUGAUUUAAUAAUUAAUAAUAAAUAAAUAAUUUAAAAAAAUAAUAAUAAUAAAUAAUAAAUAAAUAUAAUAAAUAUUUCCUACGUUUGCAAAUGUUCUUCUCGUUUAGAAUAUUCUAUUUUGGAAAGAGAAAUUUGAUUAAGAUUAUAAGAAAUAUAUAGAUGAUAAAUAUAUCCAUCUGGGAUCUUGUUAAAUUCGUCUUACUAUAUACUUUUUUAUCAUAUAUUUUUUAUAAUCUUUUAUAAUGUGUAUUUAGAGAUAUCGAGGCUCAAAAGUUAUUUUGAAAAUUAUGAAAAAUUAUAUGGGAAGAACAAAAAAGAACGGAGGGAGUAUCUGAUUUGUGGUAAUAUAUGUAACAAUAAUUUUAAGUAUUUGUGAUUAUAUGUAAUAUAAUUAAAGUGUUGGUGUUCAUAUGUCAUAUAAUUUCAGUGUUUGUAAUUAUAUGUAACAUAAUUUAAGUAUUUGUGUGU
Molecule: messenger RNA, 1227 nt
Organism: Amaranthus tricolor (Joseph's coat)
Lineage: Eukaryota; Viridiplantae; Streptophyta; Magnoliopsida; Caryophyllales; Amaranthaceae
Product: acyl-acyl carrier protein thioesterase ATL3, chloroplastic-like
Exons: 5
Coding region: 63-767 (234 amino acids)
Cellular component (GO): chloroplast
Molecular function (GO): fatty acyl-[ACP] hydrolase activity
Source: RefSeq, a predicted model, not a curated record